Cryptosporidium muris RN66 is the source of this 1503-nucleotide messenger RNA. RefSeq lists its product as uncharacterized. Bases 1 to 1503 code for a protein of 500 amino acids. The record is from RefSeq and is a predicted model, not a curated record. The transcript is spliced from 3 exons. NCBI's taxonomy places the organism in Eukaryota, Apicomplexa, Conoidasida, Eucoccidiorida, Cryptosporidiidae.
AUGUAUAAUGUUGCAAUUCUUCUUCCAAGUUUAGAUUACCGAAAUAAUACAAGUGGUACAAUUAAUAAAGCAUCUAUAGGAAUAUUAUGGGAACAAAUAAGUUGGCUUAUUACUGUUUUAUUAGUAGUAACUUUAUCUAUAUUUUCAAUUAAAAUAAAGAUUAUUUGGAUUCUUGCAUUUCUACCUCCUAUACUCUUUGAUUUUAUAGUGGUAAUAAUGGGCUUAAAUGUUUUAAAGUCUACUUUAAAUUGGUGUUUAAUGAAUGAUAUAUUAAUAAGACUAAUCCAUAUUUCAGGUUUAUUGGUAAGAGGAAUAAGUUUAACUCUUAUGUGUUUAAAUAUAUUUUUUGGAUUUCCAAGCUUAAUGAUUCCUUUAGCAUUAAUGUUUAUAAUUAUAACUUUUCAAGUUAUUUGUACUAGUUGCUCAAAUUCCUUAAGAUGUCCUUGGAUUAUUCUUAGAUUUUUAUUUGUAGAUAUUUGGAUUGGAUUACUUUGUUUUCAGAUAUUUUUAAGAAUAACUGCAGAACAAAAUUAUUAUAAUAAAAUUGAUAAUAAUAUGAUUUGGACUUCUCAAUCUUAUUAUCAUGAAAAUAUAGUUUCUAUAGCCCAACAAUUUCAUCAUAUACCUUCAUGGUGGAUAGUUUUUUGGCCUUGUUGGUUUUGGUGUGGAACAAUAUUUGCUUUUUCUACAGUAUUUUGUUUAUUUGGGAUUUCUGAUAGAUUACUAACAAUUGUAGGACUCUAUUUUGGAGGUUUAGCAACAUUUAUUCUUAUUACAUGUAUUGAUCUUGCAGAAUAUCUUAAUCAAGGAAUAAUUCUUAAAGAUAAUAAAGAGAUUUUAUCAUUUCCUUUUAUACCAAUAAAUUAUACUUUUAGAUUAUGGCAUAUAUCAUUAAUUUGUACUCAAGUCUUUGUUACAAUAUUUUCUGCUUUUAUUUCUCAAAGUUUUCUAGAAGGUAGAACUAUAUCUAAUGAAAUAAAUGAGAAUCAAUUUAUUACAAAUACAUUAAAAAUGGUAAAAAAAUCUAAAUGUCCAUAUAUAAUAGGAUCAAGUAUAACUCUGAAUAAGAAAGGAACUGGAAUUUUUCAUACAAUAGAAACAAAAUGUCCUUAUUCAUAUUCAGAUGAAACAACAUUUAAUACAUCAACAAUGUGUUGUACAUCACCAUGUAAUUCUAUUACAAGUAAAUUAGACAAUUGGAAUGAAGAUAAAUAUUCAACAGAGGAAAUAAACUUAGAAGAAAGAAAUCAAUCUAUUAAUGAUGAAAUAUUUGAUUUAUCAUGUAUGAUUUGUUAUGAUAAUAAAGUAGAGGCUGUAUUUCUAGCUUGUGGACAUGGUGGGUUAUGUACAAAAUGUGCAUUAAGGGAAUUUUAUAGGGUUGGUUUAUGCCCAACAUGUAGACAGACUACUCAAGCCAUAGUAGUUUAUAAUAAGAGUAAAUAUAUAAUUAAAGAUUCCCAAAAAAUUAUUAAUGCUACAGUUAUAGCUACUCAGGACAUAUAA